This is a messenger RNA of Sarcophilus harrisii (Tasmanian devil), 7244 nucleotides long. It is a transcript of the gene CRAMP1, whose product is annotated as cramped chromatin regulator homolog 1. The transcript has 21 exons. Gene Ontology annotation, biological process: pattern specification process. Bases 132 to 4148 code for a protein of 1338 amino acids. The record is from RefSeq and is a predicted model, not a curated record. Gene Ontology annotation, cellular component: nucleus. Lineage: Eukaryota; Metazoa; Chordata; Mammalia; Dasyuromorphia; Dasyuridae. Gene Ontology annotation, molecular function: chromatin binding.
CAGCCUUGGCCAGCCCCAGCCCCAGCCCCAGAGUCAGAGCAGGAGCGAGCUCCACACGCAUAGAGAAGCUGCUGCUGCAUCUAGGACGAUGAACCAUUUCCCCCCUGGGUAGGUCGGAUCACCUCGGCUCCAUGGUGAGGAGAAAGAAGACAGCCCCCGGCCCCGAGGACCCGCAGCAUGGGAUGACAGUAAAGUUGGGAGACGGCAGCAGCGGGGAGGAAGGGCUCAAAAAGCUGGGCAAGAGAUCAGCAGAUGAGGAGUCCCUGGAAGGAGAAGGGGCUGGAGGAGGAGAAGCAGCUGAAGAGACCAGCCACAGCACAAAGAAAGAGGAGAAGAUUAUCAAUAAUAAUAACAAUAAUAACCCUUCCUCCUCCAGUCUGCAGCAAGCCCAGUCCCCUCUUCAGGCCUCUUCCCAGGACCAGCAUCAUUUCUUAAGGUCUAGUGUGAGACCUCAGAGCAAGAGAUUCAGGAAAGAUUCAGCCUGUGCAGUUGGCAGCAACAGCAGCACCAAUGCCAAGGGAAAAGGGACAGACAAUGGAGGCCCAUCUUCUGGCAGUGUGUCAGGAAUCACUCCCAGUGCACCUUCCGGAACCUCCAAGUCAUCUACCCGGAGUCUGGGCUCUUCAAGUGGAGAGAAAGAAGAAGGUAAAAAGGUCCGGCGUCAGUGGGAGUCAUGGAGCACUGAGGACAAGAACACUUUCUUCGAGGGACUGUAUGAGCAUGGGAAAGAUUUUGAAGCAAUUCAGAACAAUAUUGCGCUGAAGUAUAAGAAGAAAGGCAAACCUGCAAGCAUGGUGAAAAACAAAGAACAGGUCCGGCAUUUUUAUUACCGCACUUGGCACAAGAUCACCAAAUACAUCGAUUUUGAUAAUGUGUUUUCUCGAGGAUUGAAAAAAUCAUCCCAGGAACUUUAUGGAUUAAUUUGCUAUGGAGAGUUGAGGAAGAAAAUUGGGGGCUGUAUGGAUGAUAAGAAUGCCACAAAAUUGAAUGAACUUAUUCAAGUUGGGGCCACAACUGUUCGUUACAAAGGGAGAAAUCUUCGAAUCAAAGCUCCAAUGUGCAGAGCCUUGAAGAAACUCUGUGAUCCAGAUGGUCUCAGUGAUGAGGAAGAUCAGAAGCCAGUGCGGCUUCCUCUAAAAGUUCCUGUGGAACUGCAACCACGAAACAAUCAUGCUUGGGCCCGGGUUCAGAGUCUUGCCCAGAAUCCACGCCUCAGGAUGAUUGUAGAAUUACAUCGAAAGGUUUCUAGCCUCAUUGAAUUCCUGAAGCAGAAAUGGGCAUUACACGAAGUACGAAUUCGCCAAACACUGGAUGCAAGGCAGCUCCAGGACUCUAGAGAUGGAGAGGCAAGGGCCCAGCUUUCCAGGGAGAAAGCUACCUUGCACCUCUUCCCUGGGGAAAACUGUACACUCACACCCCUACCUGGAGUAGCCCGGGUGGUUCACUCAAAGGCUUUCUGCACAGUGCACUGGCAGGAAAGUGGUAAAUGCAAACAGAACACAAAGGACUCUCAUUUACUGCCUCCUGCCCAAAUCCUAGGCAUUCAGAGUGGUCAGGGUACAGCCCGGGGCCAAGUGAAAUAUCCUCGGGGAGCAUCUGACACCAAGGGUUAUGGGAGGAGUGAGAAUAUGGUGGAAUUGACAAGAAUGCCCCAUCCUCCUACUGAUGCUUCUCAGAGCUCUGGAGAGAGCUCCCCAGAAAGUGGCCCCGGUGAGGGGACAGCCCUGAGCCUUAGCAGCCCAGAUGCUCCUGACAAGAUGCCUUCUGGACUUCAUGAUUCAGGAGGAAAUCUGGAGAAGAUUAAUGUGGCAGCUUCUACAGAGGGCAGAGAUGCCCCAAUCAGUGACCAAGCUUCUGUACCCACGCCUGGAAGUGUUUCGUGUGCCUGCAGCCAGAUCCCUGACCUGGAAGAGGAGCUCUCUCUCCUAGAUCCAUUCCCUCGGUACAUGAAGUCCUGUCAGGACCUUAUCAUCCCAGAGAAAUGUUUUUGUUCAGACAGAUUGUCUAGGCAAGAGCCUGCUCCCCCCAGUGAGUCCAUCUCUCCAGAGGCUCUUCCAACUAGUAAUGUAGAAACUGCUGACCUAGCAACAGGUCAAGGACCAUCAUUUGUCAGCAUGCAGUCUAGAGCUGAAACUCAGAUUAGCCAAAGUCUGGGGUUACAACCAGAUGUUUGCACUAAGGAGUUAGCUGAUAUACCUGCUGAGGACUUCCAGGAGAAGCUGAGCUCCUCCUUUACAUCUCCAUCUCAGGGACAGCCUGCCACAAAGCCUCUGAAGGAGAGCCCAAGCCGGCUUGCCCAGCAGGUCAGAGAGGAGGGGUGGAACCUACAGACCUCCGAAAGCCUUACACUGGCUGAAGUCUACCUCAUGAUGGGCAAGCCAAACAAGCUGCAGCUGGAAUAUGACUGGUUGGCUGUCCUGGGGCCAGAGACAGAAACCCCAAACUCAAGGGAUCCAGGGCAGGACCCUAGCUCUGGCUCCACAUCCGCAGCCUUUCAUAAGCAGCGCCUGCUUAGCUGUCUCUUAAAACUAAUUUCGACUGAAGUCAACCCUAAACUGACUCCUGAAUCUAAUGCUGUCUCGGUGGCUUCAGUGAAGCCCACUCAAGAGGAACAGUCACUAACACCCCCAGGAAAGGUGAUAACCAUAAGUACUCGGAGUCCCCGAUGUGCCCGAAAUCAGUCCACCCUCCGAAACAAUAAGAACUUUUCUCCUAAUUCUUCAUCCAGCUCCUCAGGUUUGAGAAACCCUCCAAGACCUCUUCUGGUAGCCGCUCCAUCCAGUUCAGGAAACAGUGAUUCUGAUGGGGGGCUUUUUGCAGUCCCAACAACCUUGCCACCCAAUAGCCGACAUGGAAAGCUGUUUUCACCUAGCAAGGAUGCAGAGUUAACUUUUCGACAGCAUCUUGACACAAUCGGUAUGCAGUCGGAUUUCUUCUUGCCAAAGCCAAGGAAGUUACGAAAUAGACACUUGCGGAAGCCAUUGGUGGUACAGAGAACACUGCUCCCUAGACCAUCAGGAAAUCCAUCCCAUAAUGUGUGUUCUUUCUCAAUUAUGUCAAAUUCCUCUAUAACAGGAAGAGGAUCAUUUAGGCCAAUCCAGUCCUCUUUGACCAAAGCUGCUUUGUCUCGACCUAUUGUGCCCAAGGUUCUUCCAGCCCAGGCUGCUAAUCACCUGUCCAGUGCCAUUGAUUUGGCAGCUAAAAGUGCUGGUAUUAUCCCUGGGAGCCCACUUCCUGUUCUGGACCCUGAGGGUUUGCCUGGGAUAACACAAUUGCCUUCAGAGGAAGUGACAGCCACAGUGACAGGACAGAACUUGGCUAGCUCACAUCAGAAUGGGGAUGCCAUAUCAGCUAUGGGGGGCACAAGUGAUGGAUGCCGUGUUCCUUUCAUCAGUAUCCCCACAAGGCCUGAACAGGAAUCUGUAGCUCAGAGUUUCCAGGGUUCAUCUGUUCUAUCCUUGUCUGAACUGUCCAAAGCCCCUCUCCAAAAUGGCCUCUCUACUCCCCUUCCUACAUCUGAGGGAUCUAGUACCCGGCUUUCUCCACCCAAUGUCUCUGCUCUGCUCGACAUUUCUCUUCCUGGACCCCCUGAGGAUGUAUUAUCACAGGGAGAACCUUCGACUCAGAUUAGUGAUUCCAUAAUUGAGAUUGCCAUCAGUUCUGGCCAAUAUAGUGAAGGAGUCUCUCUUUCUCCAGCAAAACUGAAUGGUAGUGACAGCUCCAAAAGUCUUCCAUCCCCAUCCAGCAGCCCUCAGCAAAAUUGGAUUGCAUCUCCCACCCAUGAUCCCCAGUGGUACCCCAAUGAUUCUACAGAUUCUUCUCUUAGCAGCCUGUUUUCAAGUUUCAUCUCACCAGAGAAAGGCCGGAAGAUGCUUCCAACUCCUGUUGGGACUGCCAGUGGUACUUCCCUUCUAGGUCCCAGCUUGCUGGAUGGCAAUUCUCGGGACUCAUUCGUCUCCCGGUCACUGGCUGAUGUUGCAGAGGUUGUGGAUUCCCAGCUGGUAUGCAUGAUGAAUGAAAACAGCAUUGAUUACAUUUCUCGUUUCAAUGACCUUGCCCAGGAAUUGUCCAUCACCGAGUCAAGUCGUCGAGAGGUCCUUUUUGAUGGAGGUGGAGGUGGCCCUCCAGUGGGUGACCUCUCACAGUGAUCAUGCUUAGUGAUGAACACAGUAGUGUUCCACAGUUAGGAUGGGCUAACAUUAUAAAUUGAUGUAGUAUGGUUGUUCCUCUGAUUAGGGGGAGUAAGAGGGAAUCCCAGUGUCCCACUCUCAGUAAAGGAAGCAUCUUCUAAUAUUUGAACAGCUGUGCAUCCUGGAAUCUAUAGUAUACCAGGAACUGAUCACUGAACAGUAUUAAAAUUGAAUUCCCAUGAGAGGAGCUAGAGCUACUGAUGUGAUUGGAAAGAAUCAGAACUAGUUCUCUGGAAUGGCAUGAGUUAAGACUGUUGGUAAGAGAACCCCCUUCUGAGGCACUUUGUGCCCAUUUGUAAUAUUUUUAGUUCCAUGUCAAGAUUGGGGUACAGAUGAAGAUUAGUCUUAUGUUAAAGCCUAAAUUGGUUGUAUUGAACAUUCCAGUUAUGUUUUCCUUUUUCAAAAGGGGAGAAGAGAGUGCCUUGGAAUAGCCAUUAAGUCCUGGAGAAUUUUAUGCCACACUCACUGGUGGGAGGGCCCAAGUCACUAUUGCCUUCCUCCAGUUAAUCCUUUAACAUUCUAUUACUAUGUCUGUAAAGUGAUGGGAAUUUGAUAAUCCAUAAUGCAUUCCUUCUUCCCUGGGGAAGACAGCACAGCAGCUCUUGGGCUCUCUGAUUGUAAUUGCAUUCCAGGGCAGAUGAUAGUGUGAUAAAGGCCUUACAGUAUCUGGGGUAGCAGAGGGAGAAAUGUUGGUCUUAAUAGAUGUCAGUUUGUUGCAAAGAUUUUUCUUAUCACCAAUUCUACUAAAAUAUCAAUCUUUCCACAGUCCCCAAAUUGGAGGUUUUGGUUGACUUGGUUUAUAGGACAGGUAAAGAAUCAUGUCUUAUGCAGAUAAAUAAUACUGAUUUUUUUAAACUUUUGAGGGAAAAAAAGAUCUUAUAUUUUGUGAAUUAGGAACCAUUAAAAAGAAAACUCAAUUAAGUUAUAUUUCCUUCCCCCUCCCACUUGCCUAGUUUCUUUAAGGGUGGUUGAAAGCAUCAUUUGCUCAGUUAUGGAUGAAGACCCUCUGUCUAUAAAUGCUUACACAUUUGAUGGAAUUUUAUUUGACAUCUGAAAAGAAAUCAAGCGGUCCUUAAUAAUUGGAUAGCUUAGAUGAAGUGAUUUUUCUCUGCUUUUGGUUGUCUCUCAGCAUAUGUUCUUCCCUUAUUGUAUACACGCUUAGUCCUCACUUAAUCUGUUACCAAUGAGCACCUCUUUUCUUGCCCAGCAUCUCUUUGUCCUAUACAAGAGAAUUUAAGAACAGGGAAUUAUGUUUAUAUAGGGUAGCCCCUUUGUACACAAAAGCCAUGUCCUUUGUAGAGAGAGGUCUUAUAAAUUCCUACAACUAAUUCUUUAUAUAGCAGGUGAACCCAUUUAAUCUUAUCCACACCUAUGUCUUAAUAGCCAGAUCUGCUUUCACAAUCUAUUUAGGCAUCCAUGUGAUGAAGUUCAACCUUGGCUGCAGUGUCAUAUGACUUCAUCUCUGACAUAUUUAACUUUAGGUCAUUACCCACUUAGCCUCUUGUACAAUGUUUCUAUCUACUUUGCCAUUAACAACCACCUUUGUUGAAAUUAAGAGCAGCCUUUCUUCCUCUCAGUAAUAUUCUUAAGCAAGGCUAGUAGUCUUUAAGGCUAUUGUUAGAUUUAAGUUUCUCUCCCCAACUGAUCAGUGACCCAGUCUUUGGAUAUACAUAAUUCAUAUGUAAUUUGGACUAGACCAGUGCCUGACUUAAGGCACGUAAGAGAAUUCAAGGCUUUUUCAGGAGAAAUAAAAUAUAUAUGUUCUAUUCCAAAUAGAGAAUUGUGAAAUCCCACAAAUUAAGAUUUCAGAUUUUCUAAUCCCUAAAACAAGGGAGACAUUGAGGGUUAUGAAAGGAGAACAUCUGGUUUCACAUUGUGGUUUUCGUCCCUUGUCUCUGAAACACUUUCCUGGAGCUCUUAUGUGAUACCUCACUAUUAGUACCUUAGGAGUAUAGCUUUUCCUAAAUCUUAAGAAAGUAGCAGCAUAUAAUUAAAAUAAUUAAAAAUAAAGGAAUAUGGCACAGUUAGAUCAAUUGAUUUGAACAACUGUGGUUGUAUAGUCUUUAAACCAACCUCACCAUUUUCUGGGUUGAUUCUAAGUUCUUCAAACUUAAGAGAGUUGAGGAAUAUUUCUUGUCCUUAAUAUCUGACUUAGUUAUGGGGUUAAAACUGCUUCCUGAGUUUGUAUUGCUAUUAAUCUUCCUGAACUCUAUACUCCAAUGCUAAAGCCAAGGAGUUUUCCAGAAAUAUCGCCAAGAUUAAUGACCAAUUGUGUCAUGAUCAUGCCAGUUGAUGAUACUUCUGACCUAGUUACCUAGUAGGAGCUCUGAGAUGUUAAGACAAACAAGUAGAAACCAAUUAGGCAAAGGGGAAGAAAAAUAUUAUUAUAAGCUUAUUCAAAGACUUUAAAAAUCAGAAAUUCCUGUGUUUUGAGUGUUGGGCAGCUGGAACAAGAAGGAAGGAGAAAGUGUCAGCUACCUUGUGAGUCUCCUCCUUACCAGUGACAAACAUGAAUUACUAUAAAAGACCUUUUUUUUCCCUUUGGCAACAAGUCACUUGGAUGUUUUUACUUGCCAUGAUUAAGGGAAAUUUCAUAGUUUGUGGUGAAAAAUGAAUCCUCCUCGCCUUAUAAAUAUAUGUAUAAAAAUAGAACUUUUUCAGAGAAUCAAAAGUAGACCACAUAUGUCAGAAAGUAGAAUUAUUUUGUUUCCAUUCAAAUGGAUGUCUCUUAGCUUUUCCAUAUGAACUAGAGGCUUACUUUGUACAUUUGAGCUGAAAGCAGACAGUUCCUUAAAAAUUCUAUAAUUAAGAUAAUAUAUUUGGAAUCUUUUGCAGGUUCUCAAUUUCUGAAACUCCUGUUUAAAUUCAGGACUGAAUAAGAACCUCUGGGUCUUUGAAAGUUGAUAUACUUGGCCCCUCAUUCUUUUAUGGAGUAUACAUGUGAUGAGCAUCUUGUAUGUUUCAAAGAAUGCAGAAGCAAAUAAAUGGUUAUUCUUUAUAGUGUUUACAAUGAGAUAUGCUAGGUGUAGAACUUAUUGUUCAAGAAGAGUUAAU